AUGGGAACAGCAAAGGCUCGUGCUACUCCAAGAACACCCGUGGCAACCACACAACCCUCGGAGACGUCGCGCUACCUGCCUGACACGACCUUCAUCAUCGACAAUGGCGCGUAUAUGAUCAAAGCUGGCUACGCCGGUCAUGCUCCGGUUCCUGAAGAUCCCAUUUCUACCUGCUCCUCGAUACCCAAUGCUCUUGUCAGAACCCGCGACAACAAGAUCGUCAUCGGCGCUCAAUUAGCGACUGUCACCGACUGGAAUGAGGCGAUGUUCCGGCGCCCGGUGGAGAAAGGAUAUGUUGUGAACUGGGAAGCUGAGAGGGAGAUUUGGGAUCAGUCUUUCUUUGAUGGGAAGCCGACCCCUCGGAAUAAACAACACCACAUUGCGGAUCCAGAGGAUACUACUCUCGUGCUCACAGAGGCGCCGAAUGCCUUGCCCAUUCUACAACGGCACACGGAUGAGAUGGUCAUGGAGGAAUGGGGAUUUGGAGGAUAUGCAAGAUGCUUGGGUCCAACCCUAAAUGCGUGGAACGAAAUCCAUUCUCUUUUCGGCGAUCCUCUCUCCAAUACAUCCGAUGCCUCUGUCCUGCCUGCAGAUUGCUUGCUGGUCGUGGACUCUGGCUACUCUCAUACCACAGUGACGCCGGUAUACAAAGGCCAAGCUCUCCAACGUGGAGUCCGAAGACUCGAUCUCGGAGGCAAGCAUCUUACAAAUUACUUGAAGGAGAUCGUGUCAAUGCGGCAAUACAACAUGGUGGAUGAAAGCUACAUCAUGAACGAAGUCAAAGAGGCAGUCUGUUAUGUCAGUAAUGACUUCGCUAAUGACUUGGAGAAAACGUGGAAAGUUGGUCGGAAGCGCCAGACUAGCCUUGAAGAGGGAGUUGUGGUGGAUUAUGUGCUCCCGAAUGCCAACAAUAAGGGCUUCACUCGACCUCACGACCCUCUUCUACACGCCAAAAAGAAGAAAGGAGCACUUUCAGGUCUCAGUGCUGAAGUGCUGUCAGAGGAUGUCUUAGUACUGGGCAAUGAGCGUUUUUCUGUCCCGGAGCUUCUGUUCACUCCGGGAGAUAUUGGUAUGCAGUCUGCCGGGAUACCUGAUAUGAUACUUCAAAGUUUAUCAGCUCUGCCUACAGGCCUGCAUUCGGCGUUCUUGGCGAAUGUUUUGGUCGUCGGAGGAAAUGCGUUGAUUUCGGGAUUCAUGGAAAGAUUGGAAACCGAAUUGCGGCAAAUUGCCUCUUCCGAAUGUGUCGUGAGAGUGCGUCGGGCUAAGGACCCUAUUCAUUCGACAUGGCUAGGCGGUACUCGUCUUGCUAAUAACAAAGAGGAACUCAGCAAGGUAGCCAUCACGCGCCAAGAAUAUCAAGAAUACGGGUCAGGAUGGGCCGUUCGACGAUUUGCUGGCCUUUCAUAA
Molecule: messenger RNA, 1407 nt
Organism: Penicillium paradoxum
Lineage: Eukaryota; Fungi; Ascomycota; Eurotiomycetes; Eurotiales; Aspergillaceae
Gene: arp6
Product: actin family protein
Exons: 4
Coding region: 1-1407 (468 amino acids)
Cellular component (GO): Swr1 complex
Molecular function (GO): nucleosome binding
Source: RefSeq, a predicted model, not a curated record